AUGUCCCCCGCCACCGUCGACGACGCCCCCGCCCUCGCCGCCAUCCUCAUCGCCGACUUCCUCGACCCGGACCCCUGGACGCGCCUCUGCUACGGCGGCAUCGACCCGGCCGCCCGCCUCGCGCACCUCACCGCCGGCCUGCGCGAGGACCUCGCCAGCCCCGAGUUCCCGCUCGCCGUGCAGACGAUGCGCGACGCCGACACGGGCGAGAUCGUCGCCUUUGCGCAGCUCAACGAUGAAAACGUCCCGCCCAUCGAGAACCGCGCCCCCGUCGAGCCCAUCACCAAGCCGUCGGGGUACAACGUGCCGCCUAUUCGUGACUACUUUGCCAAGAUGUCGGCGGCCAAGAAGCGCGCCAUGGGCGAUGCGCCGUAUCUGCACCUCGUCGACGUGGCUACCAAAAAGGCGUACCGGCGCCGGGGUAUAGGCUCGGCGCUGAUGCAAUGGGCCAUGGCGGAGGCGUCCCGACGGCAGCUGCCCAUCUACGCCGAGGCGUCGCCCGACGGACAGGCGUUUUACAAGCACCUCGGCUGGGGUGUCCUCGAGACGUGGUCCGUGGACAUGGGGCAGUACGGCGGAAAGGGCAUUUACACGGAAGAGGGCAUGACCUGGCCGCCCAAGUCGCGAACUUGA
Purpureocillium lilacinum is the source of this 633-nucleotide messenger RNA. RefSeq lists its product as uncharacterized. The record is from RefSeq and is a predicted model, not a curated record. Gene Ontology annotation, molecular function: acyltransferase activity, transferring groups other than amino-acyl groups. Lineage: Eukaryota; Fungi; Ascomycota; Sordariomycetes; Hypocreales; Ophiocordycipitaceae.